Messenger RNA from Lactuca virosa, 2473 nucleotides. Lineage: Eukaryota; Viridiplantae; Streptophyta; Magnoliopsida; Asterales; Asteraceae. The record is from the annotation of a GenBank genome assembly.
CUCACGCACUACACACCACCAGGAAAGGAGACAAACAAAGGCUCACAGUGAGAGAAAGCGACAGCAAAAGUGUUUUAGAGAGAGAAAGUGAAGGAAUCAAGGCGUAUAAUUAAGCUGCUCUCAUGCCAUUUUUACAUUUCAUGAGUUUUUGAACGAAAGAAGGAAAAAAUUGCAUCAUAAACUGCUGUGGUUUUCCGAUCUGUGUGUUUGUAGCCUAAGAUUGGCGGUUUUAGGGUUUAAUCUGAGCUGGUUAUUUUUGUACUGAAAAUGAGACUUAAUCAGUUAUCAUUGCCUUGAAUACGCUUGUAAUGAGGAAAAAUUUGAUGAUUUUGGUAGUUUGAUUUCUUCGAGAUUUGUGUUUUACAAGACUUUGUGUUACGUGCGGAGUUUGUUCUGGUUAUAAUCAUGGAGAAUCGAGGGUCAACUUUUCUCUCGUCUGAAGACCUGCUGUAUAAGGAGCUAUGGAAGGCAUGUACGGGCCCACUAGUGGAUGUUCCAAGAGAUGGAGAGAGAGUUUUCUACUUUCCUCAAGGCCACAUGGAACAAUUGGAGGCAUCAACAAAUCAGGAACUUAACCAAAGAAUUCCUCUCUUCAAUCUCAAAUCAAAGAUCCUUUGUCGCGUUGUUCAUACUCAAUUACUGGCCGAACAAGAAACAGAUGAAGUUUAUGCACAGAUCACUCUACUUCCAGAACAAAAUCAAAGUGAUAGCGAUCCUACAAGUCCUGAUGAAUCCCCUGAAGAGCCUCAAAGACCAAAUGUUCACUCUUUCUGUAAAGUCUUGACAGCUUCAGAUACAAGUACUCAUGGUGGAUUUUCAGUGCUUCGAAAGCAUGCAAAUGAAUGCCUACCUCCCUUGGACAUGACUCAACCAACACCAACACAAGAGUUAGUAGCCAAGGAUCUUCAUGGCACAGAGUGGCGAUUUAAACAUAUCUUUAGAGGUCAACCACGAAGGCAUUUGCUAACAACAGGAUGGAGUACUUUUGUAACUUGUAAAAGAUUAGUGGCUGGGGAUUCCUUUGUUUUCCUUAGGGGCGAAAAUGGUGAAUUACGGGUAGGUGUGAGACGAUUUACACGCCAACAAAGUUCAAUGCCCUCUUCAGUAAUUUCAAGCCAAAGCAUGCACCUUGGAGUACUUGCAACUGCAUCACAUGCUGUUUCAACACAAACCCGUUUUGUUGUUUACUAUAAACCAAGUACAAGUCAGUUCAUCAUAGGCUUGAACAAGUAUAUGGAAGCUAUAAACAACAAGUUUAAUGUUGGGAUGCGAUUUAAGAUGCCAUUUGAGGGUGAGGAUUCUCCUGAAAGAAGGUUUACAGGGACAAUAGUUGGAGUUGAAGAUAUAUCUCCCCAGUGGGAGCUUUCUAAAUGGCGUUCAUUGAAGGUUGAAUGGGAUGAAGCUGCAUCUAUUACUAGACCUGAAAGGGUUUCUCCAUGGGAGAUCGAACCAAUUUCAACUCCUCCUCCUCCUUCUAUCCCCCCCACAACUUCACUCCAACCACCAAAAAGUAAAAGGCCUAGGCCUCCUGAAGGGCAGAUGAGUAAUUUCACGCCUCCUCAAAUGGACACAGGGUGGCUAUCAUCUGUCCAAUCGCAUCAAGAAACCAUGAAAAACACUAAUAAUAAUGAUUCAGUUGAGUUGAAGAAACCAGAAAGUAUCUCGAGUUGUAGAAUAUUUGGUUUCGAUUUAAUGAUCCCUAUUAUACCCGAGACACAACCACAACCACCACCAGCGUCAAAUGUCUAUUAUACCCUUGCCCCAAGUCCAUUGUCUGUUGGAACUUCUGAUCUCACAAAGGAGUUGCAAGUAUCACCAAAAGAAGUCCAAAGCAAACAAACCACGUGUACUCGUUCGCGAACUAAGGUUCAAAUGCAAGGCAUGGCAGUGGGUCGGGCAGUGGACUUAACUGUAUUAAAUGGGUAUGAUGAGCUUAUAAAUGAACUGGAAGAGAUGUUUGAGAUUAAAGGACAAUUAUACCCUCGUAACCAAUGGGAGAUUGUCUUCACUGAUGAUGAAGGAGACAUGAUGCUCAUGGGCGACGAUCCAUGGCAGGAAUUCUGUGGCAUGGUGAAACGGAUAUUAGUAUGUUCAAGUCAAGAUGUGAAGAAAAUGAGAGUGGGGAGUAAGCUUCCGAUUUCUUAUACAGACAAUGAAGUUUCAGGAGUUAGUUUGGAAGCUGCAGAAAACUGAAAAAAGGUUCAAAGUUGGUUCCCCUUUUAGCUACUUCCACUCUUUUUAUCGCCUUUUUUUUUUGGUUGUGUCUGAGAUUUAUAAUUAGGGUGUGGCUAAUUUGGUGUUAGUUUCUAAGAUCUUGUCUGCUUGAAUCUGUGUAUAUAAUUAGAGUGUGAUUUAAUUUAUUGUGAUUGUAAAUAUGCUGAAUUGUUUUUCUAUGGACAAUGUAGUUUAAUGGUAUUAUUGAUUUUAGGUUUGCUUGUUCAAGCAAAUUUUAUAAAUAUCAGCAUACUGGGUU